Drosophila takahashii is the source of this 622-nucleotide messenger RNA. Lineage: Eukaryota; Metazoa; Arthropoda; Insecta; Diptera; Drosophilidae. The record is from RefSeq and is a predicted model, not a curated record.
ACAAAAUCAGAAAUUGUAGAUGAUUAUUAUGACUGAAUUUAUCAGUUUUUUAGACAAAAUUUGUAGUUGCUCGCGAAAAUGAACCGUUAUUUUUGGCUUAGUAUAUUUAUUUUAAUAUUAACAGAAGGCGGCAUAUCAUUUAAACUAACCACACCGAUGUUUCCAUUAGAAAACAUCCAGUGCGUCGAUUGUGAAAAGGUCAACGAAAAUUGCGAAAUUGAUGAGAUUGGAUUUCACUGCGAGAGUCCUGACGACGCAAAUGCUAUUGCAUACAAUGAAUCCAAAAUUUUGCCGGAACAUUUGCUCAAAUGUGUACCGAAGGGUCAUUAUUUCACCGAAAUAACCAGUGUCCACAAAACAUGCUGCUUUUGGUCACCUGGGUUGGGAUGCCAGGCUGUAACAAGUAAUCACAAACAGCCGGAAUGCUCUAAAUGCGUUGUGGAGGUAACUUCCGGACAAGUAUUUCCCGAGGGCUGCCCAUGUAAAUCUAAGAAAUCUAGUCUGAAAUCAAGUAACGGGCAAAAAAGCCUUUGGAAUCGCCCCAGCCCCUUGCUUCUUAUCAUUGUGACGUUCUAUUAUUUUUUUAGCUCAAGACUCUGAUAAUCGUAACUUUUGUUCGAUU